AUGAAGGGUCCUAUUUCUUCCUGGGCCGUGGCCCUCUCGCUGGGCGCGCAGUCCGUCCUCGCCGCCCCUUCCACCAGCUCGACCAACGUCAAGCGGGACAGCGAUAUCACCCCCAUCACCGUCAAGGGUAACGCCUUCUUCAAGGGUGAUGAGCGCUUCUACAUCCGUGGUGUCGACUACCAGCCCGGUGGUUCCUCCAAGUUGGCCGACCCCAUCGCCGAUGCGGAGUCCUGCAAGCGCGACAUCAAGAACUUCAAGGACCUCGGCCUCAACACCAUCCGUGUCUACUCGGUCGACAACUCGGCCGAUCACGAUGAGUGCAUGAAGGCCCUCGCCGAUGCGGGUAUCUACCUGGUGCUCGACGUCAACACCCCCAAGUACUCCCUGAACCGUGCCAACCCCGGUCCCUCGUACAACGACGUCUACCUGCAGUACAUCUUCGCAACCGUCGACAAGUUCGCCCGCUACGACAACACCCUCGCUUUCUUCUCCGGUAACGAGGUCAUCAACGACGGUCCCUCCUCCACGGCGGCCCCCUACGUCAAGGCCGUCACUCGUGACCUGCGCAACUACCUGCGUGAGCAGAAGCUGCGCCAAGUGCCCGUCGGUUACUCCGCCGCGGAUGUCGACACCAACCGCCUGGAAAUGGCCGAGUACAUGAACUGCGGUUCCGACGAGGAGCGCUCCGACUUCUUCGCCUUCAACGACUACUCCUGGUGCGACCCCUCGGACUACAAGACCUCGGGCUGGGACCAGAAGGUCAAGAACUUCACCGGCUACGGUCUGCCCCUCUUCCUGUCCGAGUACGGCUGCAACACCAACAAGCGUCAGUUCCAGGAGGUUGCCGCGCUGUACGACACCAAGAUGACCGGUGUCUACUCGGGUGGUCUGGUCUACGAGUACUCUCAGGAGGACAGCAACUAUGGUCUGGUGGAGAUCAAGGGUAACAACGUCUCGCCCCUGUCCGACUACAAGGCCCUCAAGGCAGCGCUGGACAAGACCGCCAACCCCACUGGUGAUGGCAAUUACAACAAGACCGGCGGUGCCAACCCCUGCCCCAAGAAGAACUCUCCCAACUGGGACGUCGAUGCCUCCGGUUCCCUGCCCACCACCCCCAAGCCUGCCGAGAAGUACCUCAAGGACGGUGCCGGUAAGGGUGCUGGUUUCAGCGGCAAGGGCUCCCAGUGGGCUGGCACUCCUUCCAGCUCCAACACCACCGGUGACGGUUCCAGCUCCAGCUCCGGCUCUUCUAGCUCCGGCUCUUCGACCUCGGGCGCCGCCGGUACCACUUCCUCCGGUGCUGCCGCUGGUCUGGUCAAGCCCUUCACGGUCAGCAUGGCUCCCGUUGCCGUCAGCCUGGUGACUGUGGUGUCCACCCUGUUCGGUGCCAGCUUCAUCCUGCUGUAA
Molecule: messenger RNA, 1407 nt
Organism: Penicillium oxalicum
Lineage: Eukaryota; Fungi; Ascomycota; Eurotiomycetes; Eurotiales; Aspergillaceae
Gene: gel1
Product: 1,3-beta-glucanosyltransferase gel1
Exons: 1
Coding region: 1-1407 (468 amino acids)
Biological process (GO): fungal-type cell wall (1->3)-beta-D-glucan biosynthetic process
Cellular component (GO): cytoplasm; fungal-type cell wall
Molecular function (GO): 1,3-beta-glucanosyltransferase activity
Source: RefSeq, a predicted model, not a curated record